AUGUCCUACCCGUUUGAAGAAGAGGAUGAUGAGGACGAUUCUGGACGUGACCCUGACACUGGGCUUUUACGGAUCUCCGAGACGAAAGAUCUUUCUCGCACCAGCUACUCGCGCGAGAACACAAUUGCCGCAUUUCGAGACUACUACAACUUUUUGCAGGACAUGUACCUCGACGAAAGCCGGCUUCUGACUCCCCCUGAGGACGGCUGGCGCGAAGUCACCGUGGAGAGCAUGCAAAUGCUGGGGAAAACAGAUGAGGUUGCAGAGUUGCUGAAGCGGCUUCCUUAUGUAAAGACUUCUUUAGACGGGGAGAAGACGCACACACUAGGACGCAUCCAAUUUGCUGACUGGACACGCUAUGCGAAGACCGUGAGUGAAACGGGAGUCGAAGCUGUAAAAGGCAGGACAGAGGAUCCAUUUGAGCCCGUACCUCCUCAUGUCAUCGGCCUCACCGACUGGGGCAACAAGAUUUUUCUCGACACGCAACUUGGGGUGGUUUAUUUCGUUGAGUGCCCGCACGCAAUCAGGUUCGAUCCGAACCUUCCCUAUAAGCCGAUCGAAGACGACCCUUACGAAUAUGCGCUACCUGACGAGGCGGAAUGGAGAGGAUGGGGCGCUGCGUGGGGGGUCAGGGAGUUCUUCGAGGUGAUGAAGUGGCUCUUCCGAGAACUGCAGUAUGUCCCUGUGAGCAGACAGUUCGUAGAGGAAGCCUGGGAGGAUAACGAUCCAGAGACGCCUGGUGCUCGAGCAAUGGUACAGGACAUCUUCCGCAAGCACGGAUGGCCCGUCGACAUGGAACACUAUCAGAAGCAAGAAUGUCUGGACGAGGUUGAAAGUGUAAUGGAAAGACUCUUCCCCGGCAUGUUCAUGCCAUAUUUGUAG
Messenger RNA from Zasmidium cellare ATCC 36951, 882 nucleotides. RefSeq lists its product as uncharacterized. The transcript has 2 exons. The coding region runs from base 1 to 882 and encodes 293 amino acids. Lineage: Eukaryota; Fungi; Ascomycota; Dothideomycetes; Mycosphaerellales; Mycosphaerellaceae. The record is from RefSeq and is a predicted model, not a curated record.